AAGUAAUUCUAAAUGGCCCAGGCCCACAGAGCGUAACAUUUUGUUGACAUUAACUUUGGAUCUAAACAAGUGGCUUCUCAGGUUAAUACUUUUCUUGCAACACUAGAGGACAACUGGAAGGUGUUUUGGUUUGAUCGUGCCAACUAAGAGAAUUGGAGAUUAUCGUAAAAAUGUACUAGAUUUGAAUUAGAUUUGGGAAUUGGGUAUUGUUAGAAGGAAACAAUGAAUUCAACUGGGAGGUCUGAUAAGGCACAGAAGGCAGCUGUGCCUCUGAGUAAUUAUGAAUUUGAUUUUGGGUUAGGAUCCAACUUUUCUACCAGUCAAAAAUCCAAAAGCCUGAAGGAGCAGAAACAUAACCCCACUCCAAUUCAACCAUUUUCAGCGUCUCAAACUCAUAAACCUGCUCCAGCAUGGACACCCAAUAAGCCCUCAUGGACACCGCAGCCUUCAUCUACCCCUGCUUAUAAGCCUGCUCAAGCCGGGGUUUCAAGUGGAUGGAGUGGACAAUCUGGGAUCUCAAGUGUAUGGUCUGCCCAACCCCAGAUGGCUGGGGAUAUCCAUGGAAAGAGUUGGGCUAAACCAGAUUCUUCCAAGCAGGUUGCCAGUGGGAUUGUUGGAGGUUUGAAUUCAGGAGCUGCUCCCCAUUUGUUUGGAGAUCUGCUUGGGGCAGCCCUAGGGCAGCAAAAGAACAAUACUCCCUUGAAGCAAACUUCCCCUAACACAUCCUUUUCCAUGAGUGGCAUGUCAGCGGCAUUGCCUAAAGGUGGAAUUUCAUUGAAGGAUCAUCGGUCUGCUGUACGAUCUGCUCCUGUUGAACAGUUUGGGAAUUUCGCUGGAGCAAAUUCAAAUAGCGGAAAUGCUAGUGGCGGUGGUGAUCCAUUCGAUGCUCUGCCUACCUUCUCAAACAAAAGCUUUAACUCAUCACAGGGGGGUCAUCCAUUUGUAGCAAAGGAAGUUCCACUUAAAUCUACUUCUACUGUCAGUCAAGACCCUUUUGCGUCUCCCAGCAACGAAGGAGUUUUUGGAGUUUUUCCAAAUAUUUCUGCGACAAACAACCUUGUAAAUGACGAUGGAUUCGGAGACUUUCAAAAAGGAUCUGCUAGCCACUCUUCUUCUGCCACUGUGAGUGGAGAUCCCUUUGCUGCAUCCAUGAAUGUCUCCGAUGAUCUAUUCAGCGGUGCUUCAAUACCCAAUUCAUCAAAUGCAGGGGAUCCUUUUUCUGGUUUAUCUUUUGGGGCAACAGGUGGGAAAAAUGGUAAUACGCAAUUUAUAGAUCCACUUACCUCGUUUGCUUCCUCUACCAAAGCACCUGCUAAAGCUGCCGAUCCAUUUGAAGCGUUAAACAAAAGUUUUACUUCUCAGAAACAGGUCGCACAAGAGAAGAGCAAAGAUCCCCUGGAUUCUUUAUUCACUUCUUCUACUGCUAGCCAGAGAGGUUUUACAAGUCAACCGCUUUCUGAGACUGAUGACUGGGGCUUGGACGGUGAUUUUGGAGGUGCUGACACAGGUCCUACGACAGAGCUGGAAGGGCUUCCUCCUCCUCCUGCAGGAGUCAAUAUUUCAAUAGCGAAAGAUAAAGGUAUGGAGAGUUAUAAGCAGGGUCAAUUUGCAGAGGCCAUAAAGUGGCUCUCAUGGGCCAUGGUUCUUUUAGAAAAGGGCGGCGAAGACUAUGGUGUUUCUGCAGAGGUCUUAACUUGCAGGGCAUCAUGCUACAAAGAAGUAGGAGAAUACAAAAAAGCUAUUUCUGACUGUUCUCAGGUGUUGGAUCAUGACAAAUCAAAUGCAGCUGUGCUAAUCCAACGUGCUCUUUUAUAUGAAAGCACUGAGAAAUAUAAACUUGGGGCUGAUGAUUUGAGAAAUGUUCUGAAGCUAGACCCUGCAAAUAGGUUGGCAAAAAAUACCCUGUCACGUCUGAUCAAAAUGGCUGACUAAAUUCAGUUAAUUUUAUGGUAUCUAUUUUUUUUUGAGCUUGUUUCUUGCCUGAUACCAAAGUUCUAGAUCAGAUACACAUUAUGUAGUAAGCCUCUGUUAAGGAGUCCUCAGAAUGGAGGAAUGCUUAUUCUUUUUUAUUCUAAAUUGUUUUGUGAUUUCUUUGGUAAUAAAAUGCUAAUAGAGCUCAUUAUGUUGUAA
Cryptomeria japonica (Japanese cedar) is the source of this 2130-nucleotide messenger RNA. RefSeq lists its product as uncharacterized. The coding region runs from base 223 to 1932 and encodes 569 amino acids. The transcript is spliced from 3 exons. The record is from RefSeq and is a predicted model, not a curated record. Gene Ontology annotation, molecular function: protein binding. Lineage: Eukaryota; Viridiplantae; Streptophyta; Pinopsida; Cupressales; Cupressaceae.